AUGAAACAGCUAGCAACCGAUGAAGGGACUGACUAUCCACAUGCAGCAAAGGCUAUUCUUCAAGACAUGUAUGUCGACGAUCUUGUCACUGGUGCUUCUACUGUUCAUGAAGCCUUGAAACUCAAGGAUGAAGUAAUCAAUCUUUUACACAAAGGUCAUUUUGGUCUAAGUAAAUGGGCCAGUAACUCUCAGGAAAUUUUAAAUGCAAUCGAUCCUUCAAAACAUAUCACACAGAUCAACCUCUCAUCUAGUGAAGAUUCAAAUGUCAAGAUCCUAGGACUUCAAUGGAACCCUUCAAGCGACACGUUAGCAUACCAGAUUGAACAAUUUACCCCUGUGUUUACUAAAAGGGCCAUCCUAUCAGCUGUGGCAAAGAUUUUUGAUCCUCUAGGAUUCGUUUCUCCUGUGAUAAUGAUUGCAAAGAGCAUAAUACAAAGCCUAUGGAAAUUGAAGCUGGACUGGGAUUCUGAAAUCCCAACUAACUUGAAGACUCUAUGGAAUGAUUUGACUACUCAGCUAGAGAAACUGCAACAUCUUAGUAUUCCAAGAUUUGUAACAUCUGACAAACCAUACAACUUGCAAAUAGUAGGAUUUGCUGAUGCUUCCGAAAAAGGAUAUUGUGCUGCACUGUAUCUGAGAGUUAUUAGUGACAAAAUAACUACAAACCUUCUAACAGCCAAAACUAAGUUAGCCCCAAUCAAGACAUUGUCUAUCCCACGCUUAGAGUUGUGUGGAGCCUACCUGCUUGCAACAAUGUUCCACUCUGUUAUGGAAACCCUCAGCCAAUUUGCCAGUAAUCAGUUUCAGAAGCCUAUUUUCUUCACUGAUUCUUCAAUUGUCUUAGGAUGGCUGAAUACACCAACUUACAAGCUUAAAGUUUUUGUAGCAAACAGGGUUGCACAUAUCUUGGAACAUACUCCUGUUUCAUCGUGGAGACACAUUACAUCAGAGGAAAAUCCUAGUGACCAUGGUUCUAGAGGACUUUUACCAGAUAAACUAACUAACUGUGAUCUAUGGUGGCAUGGCCCUAAGUGGAUGAAUAUGCCUGAAGAUAAAUGGCCAGAGUCUACAGUACAGUUCCAGCAGCAGCCCCUACCUGAAGUGAAAGCUGAACCACAAGUGCUUGUCUCAAAUAGUACUGAGCCAGAGCUUAUCAAGAUUAUGGAAAACUAUUCUUCAUACUACAAACUUUUACGUGUAAUAUCUUGGAUCAGAAGAUUUAUCUACAACUGUCCAGUUGAACUACACAGUACUAGUCGUCUUAAAGGACCCCUUCAGCCUAAGGAAAUUCAAGAUUCCUUACUAUUCUGCAUCAAGAAAAUUCAAUCACACUUUUUCUCUAUUGAUGGCGACAGAAGAUGUGCAACUGCUGUCCUCAAUAAGUUUCAAAAACUUACCCCUUUCUUUGACAAAUUGGGGAUUCUCAGGGUGGGCGGCAGGCUAAAUAAUGCAGCUAUCCCAGAAGAUCAAAGACACCCAAUCCUUCUGCCAAAGUGUCAUUUCACCUUAUUGUUGGUAGAUUAUUACCAUAAAAUCUACCUACACCCAGGACCCAACUUGCUUCAAGCUCUGAUUCAAUUACGAUUUUGGAUACCAUCACUGAGAAAUAUUGCCCGUCAGCGAACCUUCAAAUGUCUAAGGUGCUUCAAGCUAAAGGCUGAAACCUUUUCCCCGAUCUUCCUUCGCCACGAGUGA
This is a messenger RNA of Macrosteles quadrilineatus (aster leafhopper), 1695 nucleotides long. RefSeq lists its product as uncharacterized. Bases 1 to 1695 code for a protein of 564 amino acids. NCBI's taxonomy places the organism in Eukaryota, Metazoa, Arthropoda, Insecta, Hemiptera, Cicadellidae. The record is from RefSeq and is a predicted model, not a curated record. The transcript has a single exon.